Messenger RNA from Formica exsecta, 1008 nucleotides. RefSeq lists its product as uncharacterized. The transcript is spliced from 6 exons. Bases 1 to 939 code for a protein of 312 amino acids. The record is from RefSeq and is a predicted model, not a curated record. NCBI's taxonomy places the organism in Eukaryota, Metazoa, Arthropoda, Insecta, Hymenoptera, Formicidae.
AUGGCGAGAAUCGCGGGCACAUACACGACGAGGCAUCGUGAAUCGACGCCGGCGGUCUCGAUCGAGAAGAUGCAGAUUUGCUUAAAGCUGCUGGAGGACAGCAAUGCGGCGCUGCAUCUCAGAAAUCGCGAUCUUACCGCGGAAAACAAGAACUUGACAAGGCGGCUCGAAAAGGACGCAAUUAAAAUGGAGAAACUGCAAGAGAAUGUAUCACUGUUGCAAAAUAAACUUAGUAAUGAGAGACUGAAGUUAACCGAUAUGUCAGCAAAGCAAAUGAAAAAUGACAAAAUCUGUCUGAUAGAUAAGUGCACUUCAUCGACGGAUAUCGUUUCUAAGGCAGAUUGCGAGUUACAAAUUUGGGAAACUUGCAAAGAUUGCCACGGGAAAUUGGAAGGUUGCCAAAGGGAAUUACCUACGGUCACUAUCACGAAAUCAGAAUUUGAGUUACUGGAGAGGGAUAUGCAAACUUUGAGGGAUGCUGUAAUUGUUCGAGAAGAAGCUUGGGAUAAAGCAAUAGAGCGCGAGAGGAAUUUCCAGCAGCAAUUAGCACGGCUAACCGCGGAGACGAUCACCACGCGUCAUCUCUACGAAACUCGCCAGAACGAACUUUGCGUGAUUACGAAGGCUUUGACGGAAAAAGAAUCGGAACUAAAAGUGAUGCAAAAAGAAACGCUGUAUCUGAAUAAAUUAAUUGCAAAGCUGCAUCGACAUCAGAAAGAACUCGAAGAGCAUGUGGGUAGCGGUGUAAGUUCUAGCAUUAGCGAAAAGGAUCAAAGAUGCAUUGAGGAAAUUGUACAGCGCGUACGAAACUCUAAGGGUAAAUCGAAGAUAAAAUUCAAGUACACUUCGGAUAAAUAUCCGCAUUCGAAUUCAAGUAGCUCUCGCGAAAGUAAAAAUAGAACGGAUCAAGCAGGUUCCUCAGAAGACCGGCAAAAUUAAACUUGUAACCAUGAUUUCGAUAUCAUAACGUAAAAGAACCCAUUGUCGUUUAUUAUAUAAAUUUUCGCA